AUGGCGCCUUCAGCACGGGCAGAAGUCGCAUUUGUCUCUUUACAGAACUGCCUGGUCAAUCUACCACCAAACCUGAUCGCUCUGAUCGAUGCAUCCAACAUCCCAGCCCAGAAUGUCAUCAUCGAGAUACAGUACCAGACCCCAACUUUGUCUGCCACAGCGGUCUCUAGCGGAGGCACCGGCUUCCAAAGGUCCGUCUACGUGGGCUGGACAGGCUAUGCCAGCCGGACACGUCCAGCGUCGGUCAUCAAUGCUGAUCGGAGAGGCACGCGUGAGCUUGAGGUGCCUAUGGUCGAGAUCGACAGCAUCUUUGGAGCCAAGGUCGGUCUGAGCGAGGCCCGAAAGGUUGGGUUAUUGGUUCAUCUGGAUCCUCCACUGGCUCAUACCAUCAACAUCGAACCUCUUACGCCAGCGGACUGGGAGAUAAUCGAAUUGCAUGCAAACUUCUUGGAACUAAAUCUGCUUUCACAAAUUCGAGCACUACCUAAUCCUAGCUUCUCGGCGAAAGGUGUACCAUCAUCGGAAGCAAAUCAUCCGCUUACACUUCAUCUUUCGCCAACACAUACGGCAAACAUCAAAGUGACAACAAUUGUCCCUCCACAACCGAGCUCAAUUGCGUUCACGAAGAUUGCGCCAGAUGCCGAAGUGAUUGUUGCACCGAAGACACGUGCGAGCUCUGUCAGAAAUCCUCGCGAGCAGGCCCGCAGUGUGACCAGCCGGAGGAGUGGCAAAAGUGGCGCCAGUACUACACAGAGCGCAAAUGGGCGGCGCUCGUCGAACUUCAAAACAGCUUUGUUCCUCCGUGCUGUGGAUCGUCACGUCGGAUCUGCAUUCUUUCCGGCUGAGGACCAAGACGUCAAUACUGGACUCAAAUUAUGGCUGCCCCAAGAGCACUUCGCGUCAGAAGCCAUGAAAGGAGCCAAGUAUGCGAGCAUCACAAUCGUCAAGCCCAAUGGCUUGCGUGCAGAUUUGGAGAAGUCUCAGCUUGAGCGACUGAAAGAAGAGGAGGCGAGUGAUGUUGGAAGGCCAGCAACGAGAUUGGUAGCAGAGGUUCAUCUGUGGAGCAAUCCAGUGGAUACCCACCACGCCGGCCUGUCAUCUACCCUUUCCUCGUUGCUCGGUGUCAAGAGUGCAGUUGGCAACAUCAUCCGAAUAGAGCCAGCAUUCCGGCCGCUCCACCACUCCUCAGUUCAGGCGCUUACGCUGUUUCCAUUCGCCCUGGAGGGUGCCCAAAAAAGAGAAGAGUUGAGAUUCGGGGGCGAUUCAAAGGCAGCGAAAGCGGCGACCCUCGACAAGCUUCGUAUAGCACAGGACGGACCGCAUGGACUGCUAUCGGGACCUAUCACAGAUGGCAUGAUCCUGCCAGCAAGCGGCGAACCUAGCUCGUUGACUUACUUUCCCGGUGGCAUCCUCCGCAUACAGCAGAAGGGUCAGCCAGAAUCCGAUCAGGCAAACGCGCUUGUAUGGGCAAUUGGACAAGAGCAGAAAGACAUCAGCGAUGUCAGGUCAGAAGUUCCACGCCCGAUCGAGCUGACUGCUCUCUUCCCUUCGUUCGCGCAGAAUAUCCCGGAGAAGAACACGCCUUUGAUCGGCGUCGACAAUGUUAUCAAGCAGUCCAUGGCAAAUCUGACCUUGUGCUCGUCGGUUCUACUGACAGGCGCGAUUGGCUCUGGUAAGACGAGCAUAUCCUACAAUCUUGCUCGACAACUGCGGGAGGACUUCCUGUUCAACGUCACAUACUUCUCAUGCGCACAGUUGGUGACAGAUGAAACUCGGGUAUCAGCUAUUCGCGAAACCCUGAAGCGACUCUUCAUGUCCGCAUCGUGGUGCGCGCGUCUCGGAGGGCAAGCACUUGUCGUGCUCGACGAUCUCGACAAGAUCUGCCCGGCCGAGACAGAGAUGCAGACUCUGAGCAACGACAACGAGCGCAGUCGGCAAACAAGUGAGGUGCUUUGCGGUCUCAUACGACAGUAUUGUACAUUCCAGUCAGGUGUCACGUUACUCGCUACGGCUCAGUCCAAGGACAGUGUCCAUAGCCUGUUCAUCAGCGGACACGUGGUUGGCGAAAUUGUCAAUAUCAAAGCGCCGACGAAGGAAAUUCGUCGCGAUGUGCUCUACAGAUUGACCGCUGAUGAGGCGCGGCAGAGCAACGGGAAUCACGCUGGACAUUCUCGGAACACAAGCAAUUCCCAGAGCAUGUCAGAGCACUCCUGGAUGGACCCAUCCAUGCCAUCGAGCAGGCCCGGUUCGGCAGGAUCCUCCGAUCGUGAUGGCUUUCGGAUCUCUCCACAAUUAGAUCUACUCGACGUUGCAGGCAAGACAGACGGGUACAUGCCCGCCGAUCUAGUCUUACUUGUCAGUCGUGCGAGAGACGCGUGUCUGACCCGAUCGAUCCUUGCUGAUCCCGAGAAUAGCUCAUCAGAAUUGACACUGACGAGGAGCGACUUCGAUGCCGCACUGAAGAACUUCACACCCACGUCUCUUCGCAACGUUACUCUCACAACGUCAUCUACGACCUUCGCCUCUAUUGGCGGGCUUCACGCCACACGGAAGACACUGCUAGAAACCUUGAUGUAUCCCACAAAAUAUGCACCCAUCUUCGCAAAGUCCCCUCUCCGACUCCGAUCCGGUCUGCUGCUGUACGGCUAUCCCGGCUGCGGCAAAACGCUCCUCGCCUCCGCCGUCGCAGGCGAAUGCAACCUCAACUUCAUCAGCGUCAAAGGCCCAGAGAUCCUGAACAAGUACAUCGGUGCUUCCGAAAAGUCCGUUCGCGAUCUCUUCGAGCGCGCGCAAGCCGCCAAGCCGUGCGUCCUCUUCUUCGACGAGUUCGACUCCAUCGCUCCUAAAAGAGGCCACGAUUCCACUGGCGUCACCGACCGCGUCGUGAAUCAGAUGCUAACGCAGAUGGACGGUGCCGAAGGUCUCGAUGGCGUGUACGUCCUGGCGGCAACAUCGCGACCGGACCUCAUUGAUCCAGCACUGCUCCGUCCAGGUCGUCUCGACAAGUCUCUACUGUGCGAUAUGCCCACCAUGGAAGAUCGGCUCGACAUACUGCAAGCCGUCUCGAAGACGCUACACCUCAAAGCCGAUGUUGAGAAUCGGUUACUCACCAUCGCCGAGCGCACCGAAGGUUUCACAGGUGCCGACCUGCAAGCACUGGUUUACAACGCGCAUCUCGAAGCGAUCCACGAUCUACUAGGCGACAAGUCAAGCAGUAGCCACCAGAGCAAAGCCAAUGGCACGUUACCAAACGGCACCUCAUCUUCUUCAACCAGGAAAAGUGCUUCCGCCCGGAAAGGUUCCAGAGAUAGCAACAGCAGCAAGAUUCCCGAAUUCACCCAGUUCCUCUUCGACCCAGCCGCCGACGCCGACGCGCGAAACGGCGUGGUCAGCUCCAGCAGCUCUGCAGCCAAGAAAUCCCUCCUCGAGACUAAUGCCGCUAUAGCAUCUAAGCUCGAGGAGCUGAAGCUCCUGCGGAAACGCGAGCGCGCUGCUGCCAGAGGCGACUUCUCGUUCUUCUCGUCGCAGGCUCAGUCACAGGGAGGGGAUGAAGACGGUGUGGAUAAGGGAGAAGCGAAAGUGAUGAUCGAGUGGAAGCAUAUCGAGCGAAGUCUAAAGACAACGAGGAGCAGUAUAAGUCGAGACGAGAUUGGGCGGUUGAGGGUGAUUUACAGGGAGUUUGUGGUUGGGAGGAAAGGGGAUAUGCCUGGUGGAGAGCCGAGUAUGGAGAUUGGGGGCCGGAGUACUCUCAUGUGA
Cyphellophora attinorum is the source of this 3756-nucleotide messenger RNA. Its product is annotated as Peroxisome biosynthesis protein PAS1. The transcript has a single exon. The record is from RefSeq and is a predicted model, not a curated record. The coding region runs from base 1 to 3756 and encodes 1251 amino acids. NCBI's taxonomy places the organism in Eukaryota, Fungi, Ascomycota, Eurotiomycetes, Chaetothyriales, Cyphellophoraceae. Gene Ontology annotation, cellular component: peroxisome; cytosol; peroxisomal membrane. Gene Ontology annotation, molecular function: ATP binding; ATP hydrolysis activity. Gene Ontology annotation, biological process: protein import into peroxisome matrix.